Messenger RNA from Sparassis crispa, 1737 nucleotides. RefSeq lists its product as hypothetical. The coding region runs from base 1 to 1737 and encodes 578 amino acids. The record is from RefSeq and is a predicted model, not a curated record. Gene Ontology annotation, molecular function: protein binding. NCBI's taxonomy places the organism in Eukaryota, Fungi, Basidiomycota, Agaricomycetes, Polyporales, Sparassidaceae. The transcript has a single exon.
AUGUCCGAACGCAGUAUUGGCCGGUACGACGUACCACAAGAAGAGAAGGCGAGCAGCCAGCGUCUCAGUACUAUGCCUACCAAAGCCAAUGCCAGUGAAUCCACCGGUGCUGAAAUGUCAGUUCCCACCGGAUCGCCUAUACACAGACGUCUUGCUGUCGUUGUCAUCCCCCCUCUACGUAUCCAGCGGCACAAGAAGACGCCCAUUACACCAAUCACGCAGAAGACAGUGGACUGCCAGAAUAGUCAGCUCGCACCUCACGUUUCGCACUUCGCAGUCAUGCGUAAGUCGAUAACAAACCUUGGAGAUCGCGAGGUCUCCCCACCGAUCCAACAUGAGGACGUUUCCCUUGCAAUCCAGUCAGACGCGGAUGCAAGUUCCCUUGUUAAGGGCCAUGAGUCUCUAAACCGCGCAGAUCUAGAGAAUAUCAUGGCCACCACUGCUGCUGCUGAAGAAGCAUGGGAUGCGUACCAAGCCCUCAUGGCUCUUCCUCGUCGCGACAAUUUGCUCCCCAUUCCAUACGCACACCUGCAUCGUCUGACGCGUCUCCUCGCGUCAACUCGUCCUCGGACACGAGCGCUACUUCUGCGCCUUCUGUCUGUCCUCUCGACUCUUCACGUGACUGGAGGUUGUGUGCGUGUGUGGCAAUGGAACGCGCUGAUAGAUUGUGCGGGCAAGGGUUGGCGGAAGACGCGGCUGGAGGACUUCAAGGCUGCUCUGGACGUUUACGAAGACAUGAUUUCCGGUAGGCGCCCUGGUGCUGCUUUUUCUCGCAGUGAAGCCACUCUUGCGAUGGAGCGAGAGGUUUUUGACGAUGCGCACCGUGAGGAGGUUCGCCCUGAUAUCAUCACCUUCACGACGCUGAUGAACAUUGCGGGGCGCACGCUGCAAGAGAACGCGUUACGGCGCGCUUCGUCCAUGCUCGAAGCAUCCGGACUGGCACCAAACCGGAUCACCCAUCUUGCACUCAUUAGAUACUACACGCGCAAAAAUCAGCUCUCCGGUGUUCGAACUACACUUUCGCGGAUGAGGGAUGAAGGAUUCGAGCUUGGUAUCGAUGGCCUUAAUGCGUGUAUCUGGGCGUACGCACGAAAUGGCCGCUUGGACGUUUCCUCCGCGGUCUACCGCAUCCUGCUACAUCGCGUCGCACCGGAAGAUGAUCUAGGACAGGACGACAUCGAUACCGCUGUUAAAUACCUGUAUACCACAGAAGCUCUCUCUAUCCCAGAGGGAAUUCUCCCGGACGCGACCACCUACUAUACCCUCAUCCAGUGCUACUCGUAUCACGGUGAUCUCGUUCGCAGCCUCCAGGUAUUCAUGGACAUGGUCUCACUGUCCACGCGAUCUUCCCUGACUGACGGCACCGAAGAAACGGACCUGUCUUCCCCUACUCUUCCGGCAUUUCGAGCCAUUUUCCUCGGUUUCGCGCGCCAUGGAACCCCUUCACCAAACACGAAAGGAGCUGAACUCUUGUCAAGUCGAUUGAAGUCUUCCAUGUGGACGUCGGACAAUCUCCACGCACUUUUCCAAAGUUUUCUGAAGCUCCCGCACAAUGUCCAGCCAAGUGAGAGGACGAUCUUUUGGGUGCUCAUGGCGUUUGCCACUACGAGCGGUCAUGAUGCAAGAAAAUUGCGCAAGGUCUGGGAACAAUUGGAGGAACGGUUUGGAGGUGGCUGGGGCGGUAGACUGGAGCGCUUCAGGCAGCGGAUCUACGAGAACCAGAAAAGUAGUGUAUAA